Messenger RNA from Knipowitschia caucasica, 3831 nucleotides. The record is from the annotation of a GenBank genome assembly. NCBI's taxonomy places the organism in Eukaryota, Metazoa, Chordata, Actinopteri, Gobiiformes, Gobiidae.
AUGGGGACCGACAAGACAGAAGAGAAAGAAUUUCACAAGAAAGUUGAUGCAAAUGGAACAUCAAGCAACAGUACAAAGGAUGAUGAGAAGAGUAAAAAAAAGAAGAAGGAAAAGGAGCCAAAGCCAGAGAUGGUUGGCCCCAUUGCUCUGUUCAGGUUUGCAAAAAGCUCAGACAUCCUCCUGAUUGUGGUGGCUACUUUGGGGGCGAUGGUCAGCGGAGUGCUCCUUCCACUUAUGUGUGUCGUUUUUGGAGACAUGACGGACAGCUUUGUAGAUUUCUCCAAAGUCCCACCAAAUAUUAGUUACAUCAAUAUCACGAUUAACAACACGUUACAAGAAGAUAUGACUCGCUAUGCCAUUUACUACUCCAUCAUGGGAGCAGUGAUGAUGGUGGCCGGUUACUUAAACAUUGCUCUCUGGACCAUAUCGGCUGGUCGACAGGUGAAGCGCAUCCGAAAGCUCUUCUUCCACUCCAUCAUGCAGCAGGAGAUCGGCUGGUUUGACGUGAAUGAGACGGGAGAGCUUAAUACACGUUUAACUGAUGAUGUGUAUAAAAUCCAGGAGGGCAUCGGAGACAAAGUAGGCCUUUUGCUUCAGGCAUUCACCACUUUUGUAUCGUCCUUCGUCAUUGGCUUCAUCAAAGGCUGGAAAAUGACUCUGGUGAUUCUGGCUGUCAGUCCUGUGCUGGGGAUCGCUGCAGGGCUGUUCAGUAAAGUGCUGGCAACGUUUACCACCAAAGAGCAGAGCGCUUACGCCAAAGCUGGAGCCGUGGCAGAAGAAGUGCUUUCGGCCAUAAGAACCGUGUUUGCCUUCAAUGGACAAGAGAAAGAGAUAAAUCGAUACAAGGUGAAUCUGGAGGAUGCCAAAAACGUGGGGAUCAAAAAGGCCAUUUCUGCAAACAUCGCCAUGGGCUUCACUUUCCUGAUGAUCUAUCUGUCAUACGCGCUGGCCUUCUGGUAUGGCAGCACACUGGUGCUCAGCGGGGAGUACACCAUCGGAAGUGUCCUCACGGUGUUCUUUGUGGUUCUGAUUGGAGCCUUCUCCAUUGGACAGACGUCUCCGAACAUCACAGCCUUUGCUUCUGCUCGAGGAGCGGCACAUAAAGUCUACAGUAUCAUAGACAGAGCCCCUUCCAUCAACAGUUUUUCAGAAGAAGGUUACAAACCAGACUGCAUCAAAGGCAAUAUAGAGUUUAAGGAUAUACACUUCAGCUACCCUUCGAGGCCCGACGUGAAAGUUCUGAAUCACAUGUCCCUGAGUGUGAAAAAAGGACAGACUAUUGCUUUAGUGGGUAGCAGCGGCUGUGGAAAAAGCACAACGAUCCAACUGCUGCAGAGGUUUUAUGAUCCAGUGGAGGGUUGUAUCUCUGUUGAUGAUCAUGACAUUCGCUCCCUGAACAUUCGUUAUCUGAGAGAGAUGAUCGGCGUUGUGAGUCAAGAACCCAUUCUCUUCGCUACAACUAUCACUGAAAACAUCCGAUACGGGCGCAUCGAGGUCACCCAGCAGGAGAUCGAACAGGCCGCCAAAGAGGCCAACGCCUAUGACUUCAUCAUGAACCUGCCUGAUAAAUUUGAGACUCUGGUGGGGGACAGAGGAACGCAGAUGAGCGGCGGACAGAAGCAGAGGAUUGCCAUCGCCAGAGCUCUCGUUCGAAACCCCAAGAUCCUGCUGCUGGACGAAGCCACAUCUGCCCUGGAUGCUGAGAGCGAGACUAUUGUUCAAGCUGCUUUAGACAAGGUCAGACAGGGUCGCACAACCAUUGUCGUGGCCCACCGCCUCUCCACAAUCCGAAACGCAGACCUCAUCGCCGGCUUUCAAAACGGUGAAAUUGUGGAACUUGGGACUCAUAGCAAACUGAUGGAAAUCAAAGGAGUUUAUCACACGCUUGUCACAAUGCAGAGCUUUCGAAAUGUUGAGGAAUGUGAUGAGCAGUUGUCAGAAGAGGAAGAGGAAAGACCUUCAACACCAACUGUGCGUCGCAGAAAAUCCACCAGAGGUUCUUCUUUCGCAGGAGACAAGGUUGAAAAAGAGACACAAGACAAGGACAAGACAGAGGAGGAGGAAGAUGAUGCUCCUCCAGUUUCAUUUUUCCAAGUGAUGCGUCUUAACGCCAGUGAACUCCCUUACAUUGUGGUGGGUGUGAUUUGUGCCAUAAUAAACGGAGCCAUGCAGCCGCUGUUUGCAAUCCUCUUCUCCAAAAUCAUCACUGUUUUUGCAGAAACAGAUAAAGAAAUUGUCAGAGAAAGAUCUACAUUCUUCAGCCUCAUGUUUGCUGUUAUUGGAGGAGUGUCUUUUGUCACUAUGUUUCUACAGGGUUUCUGUUUUGGUAAAUCAGGAGAACUUCUGACACUGAAACUCCGGCUCAAGGCUUUUACAGCCAUUAUGAGACAGGAUCUAGGAUGGUUUGAUGACCACAAAAACAGUGUUGGCGCUCUGACCACCAGGCUUGCCACGGAUGCUGCCCAGGUCCAGGGGGCAACUGGACCUCGUCUGGCCACAUUUGCUCAGAACAUUGCAAACCUGGGCACCAGCGUGGUUAUCUCAUUUGUCUACUGUUGGGAGUUGACUUUGCUGAUUCUCGCUGUGGUCCCCGUCAUGGCGCUGGCCGGAGCCGCAGAGAUGAAGCUGCUCAGUGGACAAGCCUCUCAGGACAAGAAGGAGCUGGAGAAGGCUGGAAAGAUUGCCACAGAAGCCAUUGAAAAUAUUCGAACUGUUGUGUCUCUCACUCGGGAAUCCAAAUUUGAGAAUAUGUAUGAGAAAAACCUGGAAGUGCCGUAUAUAAACUCUCAGAAAAAAGCACACGUGUACGGCCUCACGUACUCCCUCUCUCAGGCCAUGAUCUACUUCAGCUACGCGGGCUGCUUCCGCUUCGGGGCCUUCCUGGUGGAGGAGGGACGCGUGGACGUGGAAGGACUGUUCCUUGUGAUUUCUGCUCUCUUGUACGGGGCCAUGGCUGUGGGAGAGGCCAAUGCUUUUGCUCCAAACUACGCCCGCGCCAAAGUGUCUGCUGCCCACCUCAUGAUGCUGAUCAGGAGAGAACCUGCCAUCGACAACCUCUCAAAGGAGGGAGACACGCCGCCUGAGUUCGAGGGCAGGGUCCGCUUUGACGGUGUCAGGUUUACCUACCCGACCCGGCCAGACCAGCCCAUCCUGCGGGGGCUGGAUCUGCAGGUGGGCAAAGGAGAGACGCUGGCCCUUGUCGGCAGCAGUGGAUGUGGCAAAAGUACUACGGUGCAGCUACUCGAGAGAUUCUACGACACCGCAGAAGGGAGCGUGAUGCUGGAUGAGAGAAACGUGAAGCAGCUGAACAUCCACUGGCUGCGUUCUCAGAUCGGCAUCGUUUCGCAAGAGCCGGUGCUAUUUGACUGUUCUCUGGCAGAAAACAUCGCCUACGGAGACAACAGCCGCUCCGUCACCAUGGAGGAGAUCACAGCUGCUGCCAGAAUGGCUAACAUCCACGAUUUCAUCGAAAACCUGCCCAAGAAGUACAACACUCAGGCUGGGGAUAAGGGAGCUCAGUUGUCUGGGGGUCAGAAGCAGCGGAUUGCCAUCGCCAGAGCAAUCAUCCGUAACCCCAAAAUGCUGCUGCUGGAUGAAGCCACGUCUGCCCUGGACACUGAGAGUGAGAAAGUUGUACAAGACGCAUUGGACCAGGCCAGCAAAGGCAGGACCUGUAUAGUUGUGGCUCACCGUCUUUCCACAAUCCAAAACGCGGACCGCAUCGCUGUAUUCAAGGCCGGCGUGAUCGUGGAGCAGGGGACGCACCAGCAGCUCCUGUCAAAGCGGGGCAUCUACCACACACUGGUCACCAAGCAACUCAACCGCUCCUGA